CCUAAUUGCAAGACAAUUGCGGGGUUGGUUACCAGCCAUUCGGACAGUUGCAACGGCCGUACAUUGGAACAAGCAGCUGUCCUCUACUCAAUCAUUGUUUUUAACACACAAGCCGUUUAUAUAAACAUGUCCUCCGAUGAGAAUCCUCAAACAAGGACGCCGCUGCUUGGCAGUCGUCAAGAAGUAGGAGGGGCCGGGAUACGCCCAACCUCCGGCAGCUUCCAGGACAAGAGUGGCGGCGUAACAUCGUUCGUCUCCAACAUCUUCCGUGGCGGGCUUUUCUCGCCGCCGACGUUGACGUACGACCCGCUGCUCUUGCUGUUGAACCACGACGAGGAGAGUGAAAGAGACAGGCUCACAGAGAAGUGGAAAGACAACAAGUUACAAGAACUCAACUUUGUUGGUGUAGUGGCUGCUCUGCUCGCUAAUGUUCUGACUUCGACUGGUUCGUGGCCGAACCUGCUGCCGCCAGAAACCACGACACCAUGGACUGUUAGGACUUGCUGGUUCUGCGGCAUCGCUUUCGCCCUUGCUAGCGUCUUGACAGCAGCAGACCAAACCAUCCGGCUCCACAGGAUGGCGGGACACAGAGACGGUCUCAUGUUGAUUAGACAGUCGUUGGGCACCAAAGAUCGAGUCCUCAUUGGCACCGAAUGGAAGUAUCGGCCCCGGAAGAUGCAGGCCUAUGUAUGGCAGCUUGGAGUUUUGUUUCUGUCGGGAUCCGUGCUGUGCAUGGUGUUGGGGAUAGUAUUCCUCGUCUGGAGUGCCGUGAUCGAGGAUAUUGUGAGAGGAGUGGGCUUCGGUGACAAUGGAAAGGUUGCCGUGAUAUUCACUGUCGUCGCUUUAGCCACUACUGUCAUCUUUAUCAUGGGACAGGCAACUCUAUAUCAUCCUGUGCCAAAGGAAGGCGACGUCGAGGAGGCCGAGUAGUUCAAGGUGAAGCCCAACCACAAUUUUUUUUCUUUCUUUCUUUUUUUUUCUUUCUUUCUUUUUUGCUUUUUCUCUUACGCGUCAAAAUUCAACACGAAAUCUGUCUGCUGUAUCGACUGGAUUCACAUAAAGAUUGAAGCCGCGUGAUCAAACCCAUCUGCAGAGCAAUAUCUCAGGGUGUUC
Messenger RNA from Colletotrichum navitas, 1113 nucleotides. RefSeq lists its product as uncharacterized. The transcript is spliced from 4 exons. Bases 127 to 930 code for a protein of 267 amino acids. The record is from RefSeq and is a predicted model, not a curated record. Lineage: Eukaryota; Fungi; Ascomycota; Sordariomycetes; Glomerellales; Glomerellaceae.